AUGCGCAGUAAUCCUGCGGAAGCUAUUCCAUAGCAUAUAGCUAGCUGCAUUUUGAGCAUGCCCUUGUGCUCAAAGCUGUUACGACGUUGCAUUGUGUCAUAUAUUUGAAUUGUUCUUCUGACUUGCUUGAGAAUACCCUUCGUCAUCAUGUCCCUGGCAGCAGAGGCUUUCGUUUCGCAAAUGGCAGCUGCAGAGCCGUGGCCUGAGAACGCGACCCUUUACCAGCCGCUCAGUGAUGAACAGAUUCUUCUCUCAGACAACGCCUCUUCUCUGGCUGUCCAGGCCUACCUGAAGAUGUGUGCUCUGCCUGUGAGGGUGUCCUGUCGCGCUAACGCUGAGUUCAUGUCCCCAUCAGGCAAGGUCCCCUUCAUCCAUGUGGGAAACCAGGUUGUGUCUGAGCUCGGGCCCAUUGUCCAGUUUACCAAAGCUAAGGGCCACUCUUUGAGUGAGGGGCUGGAUGACGUCCAGAGAGCGGAGAUGAAGGCUUAUAUGGAGCUGGUGAACAACAUGCUUCUCACUGCUGAGCUUUACAUCCAGUGGUGCGAUGACUCAACAGCAGGAGAGAUUUCUCGGCCCCGGUAUAGCAGUCCGUACUCCUGGCCUCUGAGCCACAUACUGGCCUAUCAGAAACAGUGGGAAGUGCGCCGAAAGAUGAACGCCAUCGGCUGGGCAGGGAAGAGCCUGGAGCAGGUUUACGAGGAUGUGAAUGAGUGUUGUCAGGCACUUUCACAGAGACUCGGAACUCAGCUCUACUUCUUCAAUAAACAGCCCACUGAGUUAGACGCUCUUGUUUUUGGUCACAUCUUCACCAUCUUGACCACUCGGCUGACCAGUGACGCUCUGGCGGAGCGGGUCAAGGGCUUCAGCAACCUGCUGUCCUUCUGCAAACGCAUCGAGCAGACCUUCUUUGAAGAGGCUGACCAAUCGUCAGCCUCCUCGCUCCAUUCAAAAGGCCCCUCCCUCCUGUGAGGCCUGGCCUGCCUCCCAACGCUCCGAAAUAUCCACAACCUUUCCAGCCGCCGCCUCCUCCUCCUCCUCCUCCUCCUCCUCCUCCUCCUACUCCUGCAACCACCUCCUCCUUGCUCUACUCCUGCCUGGAAUGCCAUACACUGAAAUCCCACCAAGACAACCAUAGCGCUUUUUUUGUUGUAAAAAUGCUUGGAUUUAAACAGAUGUAAUUCUUUGUUUGUUUUUCACUUGCUAUGAUUCCCCUCCUGUUGUAUAUGUAAAUGGAAAGUGCCUACCAUUAUUAAAAGUACACAUCAGCGGAAA
Clupea harengus (Atlantic herring) is the source of this 1272-nucleotide messenger RNA. It is a transcript of the gene mtx2, whose product is annotated as metaxin 2. Gene Ontology annotation, cellular component: cytoplasm; SAM complex. Gene Ontology annotation, biological process: mitochondrion organization. The record is from RefSeq and is a predicted model, not a curated record. Lineage: Eukaryota; Metazoa; Chordata; Actinopteri; Clupeiformes; Clupeidae.